Molecule: messenger RNA, 1176 nt
Organism: Ceraceosorus guamensis
Lineage: Eukaryota; Fungi; Basidiomycota; Exobasidiomycetes; Ceraceosorales; Ceraceosoraceae
Product: WD40 repeat-like protein
Exons: 6
Coding region: 1-1176 (391 amino acids)
Cellular component (GO): catalytic step 2 spliceosome
Molecular function (GO): RNA binding; protein binding
Source: RefSeq, a predicted model, not a curated record
AUGAUCGACGCAAAACGAAAAGCUUCCGGAUCUAACGGUGAUGCGGCAUCGUACUACGCUUCGCAAGUGGGUGCAUCUUCAGGACCCGUGGGAGGAUCACUGGUCAAGAGACAACGACAGGAUGAGGGGGACGAUGGUGCGGGAGCAUUGGUGGCUAUCAGCUCUGAUCGGCAAGGCAAGGAUAAAGGAUUGAUGAGGAGCGUCAAGAGGACUAGCAGCUUGCAAGCUCCUAUCGUUUCGCUCAAUGGAGCUCACGGAGCCGAAAUAUUGGACGUGGCAUUCUCACCAGACGGCGCAUAUAUCGCUGCGGCCAGCGCAGAUCGAACUAUUUCCAUAUGGACCACGUACGGCGAUAACACCAACAUUGGGAUCUUGACGGGUCAUUCUAAAGCGGUGACCUCGUUGACCUGGUCCAAAGUGGCACCAGCGCAUACCCCCGUGCUCUUUAGCGGCUCAGCCGAUGGAACGCUGAUAGUCUGGGAAGUCCUGAGUGGUACCAAGGUGCGAAGGCUUAGGGGACACAAGGGCAUAGUCAAUUGCGUAGCCUCUACCAGGAGUUUUCCACAAUUGCUCGUCAGCGGAGCGGACGAUGGGAUUGUGCUCAUCUGGUUCUGGCAAGAAGAGAGUAGACCUAGGGAAGCUAUACAGGUCGGGUACCCCGUCACGGCGGUGGAGUUCAGCGAAGAUGGAAGUCAGGUGUAUGUUGCGGGUUUGGAUAAUGAUGUGCACAUUUAUGACCUGACUCAAAAGUCGAUCUUGUACACACUGCGGGGGCACACCGAUACGGUCUUGUCCAUCUCCCUGUCUCCUCAGGGUACACACCUCGCCAGCAGCUCGUCAGACGGAAGCAUCCGAAUCUGGGACGUGCGACCUUUUGCGCCCGAGCCUUUGCCGGGUCAAAAAGGCAAUGCGCGAUUGCAAAAGACUUUGCAAGGUUUGAGCAUAGGCUUCGAACAGGCGCUCGUGCGGUGCAGGUGGAACAAGAGCGGCAGCAGGCUUGCGGCUGGAGGUGGAGAUAGGACGGCUACGGUGUGGGAUGUGGAAAAGGCGGAAAUCUUGUACAAGUUGCCGGGCCACAGAGGUACUUGCACAGCGGUCGACUUUCAUCCCAAAGAGCCAAUCAUUGUCUCGGCCAGCUUCGAUCAGCAACUGCUGCUGGGCGGUGAGUGCUCCUAG